Messenger RNA from Anopheles coustani, 1138 nucleotides. Its product is annotated as retinol-binding protein pinta-like. The record is from RefSeq and is a predicted model, not a curated record. Gene Ontology annotation, molecular function: phosphatidylinositol bisphosphate binding. The transcript has 4 exons. Lineage: Eukaryota; Metazoa; Arthropoda; Insecta; Diptera; Culicidae. Gene Ontology annotation, cellular component: membrane. Bases 118 to 1050 code for a protein of 310 amino acids.
AGGCUACCAUCCCGCCAGGCGGACGUUCCGGACGGUGAAAGCGAGAAAGCGAACACGAGUUCAGCAAACGGGCAGGAAAGUUACACAAGCUUAUCGCGCAACUUAUCAACACCGAUAAUGCCGGACAUCAGGCCCCUGUCUGCCGCGCUGGCAAAGAAGGCCGCGGACGAGCUGUUCGAGAAGCCGGAGCGGUUGGAAGAGGAUCUGGCCGCGUUGCGCGCCUGGCUGGCCAAAAGCCCGCACAUUAAGUCGCGCACCGAUGACCAGUUCCUGACGAUGUUCCUGCGCGGCUCCAAGCACAGCCUCGAGCGGGCCAAGGAGAAGCUGGACAUGUACUACGCGGUCCGCACAGCCCUGCCCGAGUUGAUGAGGAAUCGUGAUCCGGAGGAUGUCAAGCUGAAGGAGUUGAUCCGUCUUGGCACCGCUGUGCCACUCCCCAAUACGGUUACGCCGGACGGUCCCCGGAUCAUACUCGUGCGGCCGGGAGUGUACGACCCGAGCAAGUAUACCAUCCAGGAGGUGUUCAAAUACAACACCAUGAUGGCCGAUAUUAUGAUGAAGGAGGAUGACAACCUGAUCAUCGCUGGGCAGAUGGGAAUUCUUGACCUCUCCAACUGCACCAUGGCACAUUUCCUCCAGUUCAGCCCGUCGUUCGUGAAGAAGGCCACCAUGUGGAGUCAGGAGGGAUCGCCACUGCGUCAGAAGGGAUUCCACUACGUCAACACACCGAGCGGUUUCGAGGUGGUGUACAAUAUGUUCAAGAAUUUCCUCAACGAAAAGAACCGGUCUCGGCUGUUCGUGCACGGAAGCAACCUGGAUUCGCUAUACGAGCACAUACCGAAGAAAAUGCUGCCAGCCGAGUAUGGCGGUGAUGCCGGUCCGGUUCAGGACAUCGUGGACGCUUGGGCGAAGAAGAUCCUGAGCUAUAAGCCGUACUUCCAGGAGGACGAACAGUACGGCACGGACGAGAAGAAGCGCCCGGGACGUCCGAAGAACGCGGACAAUCUGUUCGGGCUGGAAGGUUCGUUCCGGAAGCUGGAGGUGGAUUAGGGGUCGUAAACUCAAGGCGGCACAACAGGUGACAGGGUUACAAUGUGAAGGUUUCAAUAAAGUUCACCCGAGGGAAAGUUUAUCGGAG